AUGCCCCAACUGUCCGGGGCCGGCGGCGGCGGCGGGGACCCGGAGCUCUGCGCCACGGACGAGAUGAUCCCCUUCAAGGACGAGGGCGACCCGCAGAAGGAGAAGAUCUUCGCCGAGAUCAGCCACCCCGAGGAGGAAGGGGACUUGGCCGACAUCAAGUCGUCCCUGGUGAACGAGUCCGAAAUCAUCCCGGCCAGCAACGGACACGAGGUGGCCAGACCAGCACAGACCUCUCAGGAGACAUACCACGACAAGGCCAGAGAACACCCAGAUGAUGGAAAGCAUUCAGAUGGGGGCCUCUAUAACAAGGGACCCCCCUACUCAAGUUAUUCCGGGUACAUCAUGAUGCCAAAUAUGAAUUCUGACCCCUACAUGCCAAAUGGAUCUCUCUCUCCACCCAUCCCGAGAACUUCGAACAAAGUGCCAGUGGUGCAGCCGUCCCACGCCGUCCACCCCCUCACGCCCCUCAUCACCUACAGUGACGAGCACUUUUCUCCGGGCUCACACCCAUCACACAUCCCUUCCGAUGUCAGCUCCAAACAAGGUAUGUCCCGGCACCCCGCGGCCCCCGAGAUUCCCACCUUCUACCCCCUGUCUCCUGGCGGCGUUGGACAGAUCACUCCACCUCUUGGCUGGCAAGGUCCGCCUGUCUAUCCCAUGUCGGGGGGAUUCAGGCAGCCCUACCCGUCCUCACUGUCAGCUGACACCUCCAUGUCCAGGUUUCCCCACCACAUGAUCCCUGGCCCGCCCGGUCCCCACGCAACUGGCAUCCCUCACCCAGCUAUUGUAACGCCUCAGGUCAAACAGGAGCACCCCCACACCGACAGCGACCUAAUGCACGUGAAGCCUCAGCAUGAACAGCGGAAGGAACAGGAGCCCAAAAGACCUCACAUUAAGAAGCCUUUGAACGCAUUCAUGCUGUACAUGAAGGAGAUGAGAGCCAACGUUGUGGCUGAGUGCACGCUCAAGGAGAGUGCGGCCAUCAACCAGAUCCUUGGGCGACGGUGGCAUGCCCUGUCCCGUGAAGAACAGGCCAAAUAUUACGAGUUGGCGCGGAAGGAGAGACAACUACACAUGCAGCUUUACCCUGGCUGGUCUGCGAGAGACAAUUAUGGGAAGAAAAAGAAGAGGAAGAGAGAGAAGCUGCAGGAAUCCACAUCAGGUACAGGUCCCAGAAUGACAGCUGCCUACAUCUGAAACAUGGUGGAAAACGAAGCUCGUUCCCCACGUGCAAAGCCAAGGCGGCCACACCGGGGCCUCUCCUGGAGAUGGAAGCUUGCUGAAACCCUAGCCUGGCCCCUGCCGCUUGCCCCGUCCACCCCACGGAGAGCCAAGGCCACCUGCUAGAGACACUGACCCACAGAGACAAUCACUGCCACCCUCCUCCGCCACCGCAGGCUUUGCAGAAGAAAGGACAGAGCACAGAGGCCGCCAGCUCCGGGGCACGGACCAACGUGGCUUCGCUGCCUGUGAAGUGGCCCAUGCCUGCAGCAGGCUCCAUUCUGUCAGCUCUC
Messenger RNA from Suncus etruscus (white-toothed pygmy shrew), 1514 nucleotides. RefSeq names its product lymphoid enhancer binding factor 1 (gene LEF1). Gene Ontology annotation, biological process: canonical Wnt signaling pathway; regulation of transcription by RNA polymerase II. Gene Ontology annotation, cellular component: beta-catenin-TCF complex. The record is from RefSeq and is a predicted model, not a curated record. The transcript has 12 exons. Bases 1 to 1197 code for a protein of 398 amino acids. NCBI's taxonomy places the organism in Eukaryota, Metazoa, Chordata, Mammalia, Eulipotyphla, Soricidae. Gene Ontology annotation, molecular function: DNA-binding transcription factor activity, RNA polymerase II-specific; RNA polymerase II cis-regulatory region sequence-specific DNA binding.